AGCGCAGGAAACUGGUAACUUUGUCGUGAAACACUUCACCUAGUGUGACGGCGUUUUGACCAUUUUCUUACCCUAUUCUUCUACUCUUCUCAACUCUCAUCUAGUUUUACUAGCUGUUUACAAAUCUAUUCUAGCUGCCCCUUUUGUGGAUUUUUAGGAUUUUUAGGACCAUCGAUCUCACUCUUCCAGCAGCACGCAGAACAAAAGGUAGGGGUACGAUCAUUAUCUUCAGGAUUUAGAUCUUAAUCUUUUCCGGAUUCUAGAUUUCUAUAACAAGCACGGAUCCUAAAGAAUCUCUCGUCUAAAAGAAGACCUUCAAAUCCUCGCUCAAAAGGAAAUUACAAUAACGAAGUACGUUAUCUUCAUCAACCUUAUUCAAGAGGUAGGACCACAAAGGACUAUACGAGCUGUAUCAAAUACAGUUUUCGCAACGUCAAGAGGUUUCGCACCAAAAAAUACCUCUUUUUUAGGAUUUUCGUUCUAAUCGAGGACACUCAUCAAAUAUCAUGUCGGCAAUUUCGAAGAGUUAUUUGCGGGGCGCUGCCAUCGUUUCCGGGAACUUCACGACCGGGAUCGACACGACCAUGCCGCCCGUUUCUUUCCUGAGAACUCGCGAGAAGGCGGCUAAACCCGAAAAGCAAAAGCCGGUAUUUGCUCCGCGGCCACGUAUCCCCGCAAAUUUAUGUCACCGCGCUUGUGUGAGUAGUUGAACAGUAUGUAGAAUUCUUUCACUCCUGAAGGAGAGAGUGCUCGUCUGAGUAGAUGAAGAAUACUUUCACUCAUCUGAAGAGAAACUACAGGAACGGCAGCAACAGUCCUACCCUUUGGGCUAUUUGUUAGAAGUUUUUGGUUUUGUUUUUCCAGCGCUUGGUGUUGGUCUGUUAGAGCACCAGGAGCCCGUUACUUUUGCCAACCAAGACAAGCUAAAGUGUCCAUGGCCCGGAAAGUCAUGUGUUGCGUUGUAGUUUUCGCACCACAGAGAACCAAUUCUACCGCAGCUUGAUGGAGCCAUGAUAUUCGGUUGUAGAAAACCUCAACCCCUCGACCUCUGAUCCGUCGCGGUGCUCCUUGAUGUCAAGGGGAGUCCGACAGAGCAAGAAGCAAGAGCUCAGGAAACUUUAACCAUUCAUACAGGCAAGCGAAUCAGUAUAAUAAUCAACCGAUUACUGGCAAGACUUUGCUUUGUCCUUAAUCAGUCAAAAAUCUAGUUCAAUCACAUUUGUUAACCGAUUAAUGCGUAAGCUGUUGGGUUUCUUUGUGAGAAAAUGUUUUAUGUGCAUGCGAUUGUAGAGGCCGCCAGGCAAAGUAGCCCUCACUUCCAAAUAAAACCCCUGGCCCAGGACUGCGCCCCGCCUCAGCGUCAUGCGCUCGACCAUUUGCAGGAACCCACCGGCACACGCCUAAGGAAGCGUGGGUCUUGCCCGAUGCCUGCUGGAGAGGUGUUGAAGAGAGUUUUGAAGAUUGUGACGCCGUGUUGUGACGUUUUGGAUUGAGCGGCGCGAACAAGGGGGGAGUGGUUUUAAGCUCAAAGGGGCUAGACAAUGACAUCAAGCUUCGGCAUGUGCUUGCGCAGAAGUUCUGCUCUGUUUCGGUGUGAUCUGUUGUCCUUGCGGGGUCGUUACUCUGUAGCCUCAAGCCUGGCCCAGGAGGUAACUAUAUUCUGGAAGUCCUCGCGCAGAGGUACUGCGGGGUGGUAUUGGCCUGCUCGGUUUUCGUUCGUAAGAUAUUUACCAGAGCUUCAGUCACAGUCGAAAAGCCUGCGCAUGGGCAUGCUCGGCGUGGCCCUCCUUCCCUCAGAAUUUGAGGGCUGUCAUCGAUCCGGCGCGCAGGGGUUCGGGCCGUCACUGAUGGAGUGUUUUGCCGGUUGAGUGAGAUGGGGGGCGCUUCGUUCCUUUUUUGUUUUAGUAGCGGGAGAUUGUAUAUAGCCGUUGUUUUAAUCUUCGUGGAAGAUGUGCCGUGUGCGACUCAUCAUCUUAUCGAAGUGUCGUGGCACUCUUAAUAUUACCUAGUAUACGGCUCUGGAGAAUUCUACUAGAGCUUCUAAAAAGAUUCAAUGUCGAGGUCAAGAGCGGCGAAGACGCUGAUAAGGAGCUCGAAACGCUGACAACCUUUAUGGCGACUCAGGAAGACACGGUGAAGAAGCUGGAGGCGCACUUCAACAACAAAGACAAGAUUGAUCCGUAUGGCCCAGAAGGUCAUGAAAUCAAGUGGUCGCAAAAGACGCUGAAGCGCUACAUUGCGCAGGAGAUCUGGGGAAACAUCAAGGGUCACAUGCUCAACUGCGGAACAAAGAACAUUGGGGACCCCAAAUCGCCCGAAGCAAAGGCUGGUCGCUUAUUAUGGGAACAGUCGUCCAUCGGGGUGGCGAUGGUGACGAACGGGUGGAAGUCGGACGACGCACUUGAGGUCGUCCACGACGGCGCCCGUAUCGACAAACUGGAACUGCUGUCUGCCAGCUCGCUUCAUCCUUUAAUUACUUCUUCAGGCUCGGGCGCUGAGAGUAAAGCUAAAGUUGAUCCAGCUACGGCCGUAGAGACCAUCGCUUUCGGCGUCGGUUGCGACGGUGCCUACGUGAGCACGGGAGUAACGGUCACGAGUUUUUUAAGGCGUCGGGCUAACUUGUUCUUAUAAAUAUAUAAGUAAUAUACAUACAUAGAGUAUUUACUUCUAGAGGCUUGUUCUACCAACCUCAAAUUAAUAUUAAUCGGCUCAGGAAGCUAAUCAAUGCUACUUAAAAGCCCACGGUCACCUCACCCCUCUAAGCUCUAGUGUGUGCGCUAUUAUUUAAAGAAUUUAAACGCGGCAGGGUACGUGACCUUAAAAGGGCCUAGGCUUACAAUCUAGUCCACUCAUCAUCAGAAACAAUUUUUUACUGCAAUUUUUUUCCUUGUGUUUUUAGAUAGUUAGUUGGCUGGUUUCUACUUUGGCCCAGCGAGGGUAUCAGUAUGUGAAAAAUAUAGACCUUAAUGCACUAAUUUCAUUGUUGUCUAAGGUUCACCCGGUAUAGAAGUGGAGUUAGAGUAACACACUUCGUUCUAGGGGCUUUUAUCGUGAUUGGUGGAUAUCUUGUUCACCAAGAGUGUUGCCAAGUGUCAGUCAUCUGCGCUGCGCUACUCGUGGGUGUUUGUGGUGCCGUAUUCCUUGAUAAAGCGGCCACGCGAUCACGCAGCACAUUACUUCUUCAGUUUUAAAUUAAAAGCGUGGAGGAGGCUUCUCCAUGGCCCCGAAAGGUGCGCGCAACUUGCUAGUGUAGAUCGGGCGCGUUUGCAAUUUGCAACGUGCCUCAUAAUGACAUAUGUUUCACGCUGUUGUUGCUGCGCUUUUCUUUAUCGAUCGCGUGGCAGCGAACUCGAUAACCACAUGCCCAGAAAGCGGGCCCAUAAUUCAAGGGCUCGCCACACUGGGCAUAGGUUACUUAGCAAUAGACAGACAAGGCUAACGGCUUCGACGCAGGGCUCUAAGUGGUCACCAAGCUAGCGACGCACGGCUGGCUCGCUUUGAGUGGGCUAAUGCGUAUGCUGUUACAUGGCUAAGCCAGCAGGCUGGCUGUCAUUGUGGCUAAGCUGACAAGCCGAUAGAUAGACCAUGGCGAAGCUAACAAAAAAGCUGGCUAUUGUUAACCUAAGUUACCGACGCGGAGCGGCUAUGGUUACUAAGCUAGCAGACUAGCUGUGGCGAGGCUCGCAAGCUGGUCGCGACGAGGUUAGCAGGCUGGCCAUGCCGCGCUGAGCUAGCAGGGUGGCUACGGCUAAUCUAGCGAGGUGGCUAUGGUAAAGCAGCUAGAAAACUAGCCAUGGCUAAGCAGCUAGAAAGCUAGCCAUGGCUAAGCAGCUAGCAAGCUACCGAUGGCCAAACAGCUAGUGAGGUGAGCUAGCUUUGGCAAAACAGCUAGUGCGCGGUUGGCUUUAGGCUUAGCGAGCCAAGCCGCUAGCAUUAUGGCCAAGCAGCUAGCAGGCGUGCUAGCUUGCUGUGGUAUGGUGAAGCAGCUACCUAGCAAGACGGCUCCCCACCCUGGGCGCCGCGCCCGCGUGUUGUAUUUGGUAGCAGUUUGUUCGGGUCUACUGCUCUCACAGGGAAGCGCGCCACCAGCUCUGUGCCCUGGGCGGAUGUAUAGUAAUUAUCAAAAGCAAUGCGGUCGGCCCAAUUUUUCUCCGGCACGCACUCACACCCACUGACCCCAAGGAAGGGAGGCCAUCUCACAAGCCUGAAAGGGCGGCAAGCGGCUGAGCAGAGUGAGGCCGCCUGGCUAUGGCUAGGCUAGUGGGCUUUACUUAGCAGCUAGGCCAGAGAGCGAAGCAACCUGGUGGCACGGCUGAGGGAGCUUGCGUACUAUGGCGGCGUGGCCUCUGUCUCAACGCACUGCACCCACGAUGGCCUAGGUAGCUGGCUAACUUACUAUGUUGAAGCCCGCGGUGGGGCUCCCCUCUCUACGCUCGCGGUCUAACCAACGAUGGACGCGGACGCACUAAUUAGGUAGUAGCGGGCAGCUUGGUGCGUAUGUAUACGGCUCGCUCCUAAGCAGCUUGCCAGCUUGCUUGGUGCGGGCAAAGCUAGUUGGGCGGCCCUGGCUAAGCCACUCUGUCAACCAACCUGGGCGGCGGGCUAUAGCGUUAGCGAAGCUAGGGGGCUAUGGCCAUGCCAGGUGGCUUGAGCCCAAUACAAUGUCUUGCUGUGAAUUGGGCCUGGGCGCUUGUAUGACUAAUGCAUCUCAAUGGGCUUAGCUAAGUAAAGCAAGGAAGCUAGCACUGGCCUAGAUGGCUCCGCAUUCUGAAGCAAUUUGCCUGGCGACGGUUUCCGCUCAAUCCGUGGCUAUGCAGAGCCGGCGUAGUGGAUUGACAGCUAAUGUUAGGCUGGCGGCUGGAUGGUCAGGGCCGCGCUAGCUGGCAAUAUGUGGCCGAGCUACUGCGAAGCUCGCCGGCUAUAGCUAGUUGGUUAACAACUGUAUCGUGCCCAAGUAGGCACGCGGGCCGCUGGUUGCCAAGCAAGUGGGCAAAGCUAGCGCAUUGGCGGUUUAUGGUGCCGGGACAGGUUGAGUAUUUAACUAAAAUCGCCCGCGGGUCGUCCAAGUUGAACUAGCUGGCUACCUUAGCUUAUGUAUCGCGGCAGGGGUGCUUGCGUGGCCAACGGUGGCGGGGCUUGCUUUGUUCUUUUUUGGUUCUGGUUAUGGUCGGGCCUGCUCAUGUGUUGGCGGAAGCAAGUAAGGGGUAAGCCUGGUAGCCGCGGCUCAGCGAGCUCGCCCGCCUUGCUUGGGCUAUGUAUUGACAAGGCAACCAAAGCGAAGCCCGGCGGCUCCGUGACAUCUGGGUGGGGUCAGCGCGCGUUUGUUAGUUUCACGUGCUGACGGUGUGCGCAUUAUGCUUAUCCAAGACUUUUUUGCCAGUUGACUCUUUCUACGCGAAAUAUAUGCUGCAGCCAGGCUGGUUUGUAUAGCCAAGUAAGCUAACUCCUCUAAGCCACGAAUUCGGUGACAUUCUGCUUAGGCAGACAGACGUUCAGGGGGCUUUCCCUGGCGAAAAAGGCGAGAAGGCGCUCGCGCUCUUCAAGAUGGUACAAGGUUGGUCGGGCUCUUUAAGUACAAGUUGGGACAGCCUCGCUGCAGCUUUCGACGGAACGUGGUGGAAUAACCUGAUCCCAGGAGAGGGCGAUGUUCCUGGCAUGUUUGGAAAAGGUCAGAAAGACAUAGUGAACAAGGUUCUGAGCCUUCCGCCGUUUGUCGCGCGUCCUUGGUUGCAGAGCGAUCACUUGCCGGCAACACUGUACGCGGAAUUGCCGACUGUUGGAGGCUACGAGAGACCCCCGAUUGUGAAACUCCUCAACUGGAAUAUUCUCGGUCGGGGUUUGGUGAGGAUGACGAUGCCGAGUGUGACGAUAUUGGGAAAAAAGGUCGAAAACAUUCAAGCAUUUUUCCAGCUCAUUGCCUUGAGAAAGAAGGUGGGAGAAAUGGCCAACGAGGUUGACACUGAUGAGGUGGACAUUUCAGUUCUUGCUUUUCAAGAAGACCUUUUUGUACAGACAAAGGAUACCGAUACGAAAACUACAACAGUUUAUGACGGGUAUUGGACGAAGAUUUUUGAAGAACACGGUUACACGCCCGCGUUUCUUCCGCAAAAGAGCUGGCACGAUGGUCUGCCUGAAGGAGACAAGCGCCUAGCAGUUGCGGAGCUUACGCUGGAUAAAGCAACUCCAUAUGUGAUUGCGUCAACGUUUUCUCCUUCUCGUACCGAACAAGGUGAAACCGAAUCUCUGACAGGAUCCCCUGAAUUUGACGGUGAGACGCAGGAACUCGUAAUGGGAAACACAGUGUACAUCAAACUCAGCAAAAAAUUCAAGGGGAACGCCGGUUGCGAACCCAUGGUGGCUCAAAGUGGCUGGAACGACCCACAGAAAACGCAUGCCAUGUAUCAGGGUUUCGAUAAGGUUCCCUUUCGGUCGUUGGCGAUUGGGUUUGUUUAUUGCAGUGUAGAUAACACGAUCGUCGCGGCGUUUCCAGUUGGCCACUUGGCAGGUGGCAAGUUCGACGACAAUGAAAUCUUCGAUGGGGUUCUGAAAGGCUUCGGCGCCGAUGAAAACCUCAAAGAGGAGAUGAGGAAACAUAAGGGGUCCAGAGGAACGCCUUGGAAACGUGCCCUCGACGACUUUAAGAAUAACGAAAACAACGACGAAAAGACCAAGGAGAAGAAGAUGGCAAAUCUUCCCACGACCGAAGGCGGGGAGCUGUACUAUCAAGGGGCGGGAAAUCUGGUCCGCACAAUGGUGAAAGCGUUUGUUCAGAAAGUUUAUGAAGCUGCCGCUGAGCUCACACUCCCCAACGGGGGCAAACUGAUGACUGAUGGGAAGACCCCUAUUCCACUUAUUCUCCCGAUGGACAUGAACACGAAGCCGGACAUGCGGUACUUUUUGGACGAGGCCAAAAAGGCGUUAGGCGGAGCAAAGGCGAUCAGUGAAGCUGUCGCGAAGGUGGAGACGCAUGGCCCGGAUAAGAGUGUCUUGCUAGCCCAGAGGACUGCGAUCAAGCAGUUCAAGUUGGAGAAAGAAGAGCAAGACCAGAACGAGGCAAAGCCACCCACGGAAUAGAAAUGGCCGGCCUUGGUGUAGAGACUGCCAAGUGCGACCACGAGAGUAGAAGCUGAGAUUAAGACUUGUUUGAUACUCAUAUUUGAUAAGACAUGAUCUCCCUUCCUCCACGUUCUUAUUUUAUAAAAAAUAUAAUAAGUCGACCGAGGCAUUCUUCUGCAAAUUAUUUUAUCUAGUUAGGUCUGCUGACCGUAUACUCUAUUUAGUUCUUCUUUCGAUACCUUCUCCUUCAGUGUAGUUCCAGUAGUAGUUGUCGAAUAGCUUCACUGGUUGAGAACUGGAGGGAACAAUCAUGUCGAUCCUGAAUAGGAAGAACAUCAGGAGCGCGAGCGACCAUCCCUUUAUUCCGACGUUCUCAACCAAUCGAACGAUUCACAAAACACUCCCUAGCAUACGCGUAUUUCCUUUUUAUCUUCUGGCGCGGUCGUUUUUGAUUAUGUAUUUGUCUAGUACUCAAAACAGUGUUAUUUUAUACCGCUAUUGGUUUAGUUUUUUUUCAUUAUUAUUUGCAGGGACUUUGACCAAUGAUUGUGUGUAUGACCUACUCCUACACCAGCCAUCUCUAAUAGACACGAACGAGAAAAAAUAGAAGCGCGGGAGGCGCAAAGAGAGAUGAAGACGUUGACUCCUGGAAACUGCAGAGGACGCAGAAGAAGUAGACGGAAGACAGAGAAAGGGGAGCAUCGUUGUGCUAGAAAAGAAUAGUUCGUGACUGUAUGCUGUGAAUAGAAGAAUUGAGUUUUGUUGUAAAAAACUUUGUGACUGGAAACAGGGUGGACGUGGUUGUAGUUUGAUAAGAGGAGCUCGCGUAUGAAAAUAGAUGAAGAUUUUAGUCCUCAAAGUGGAGGAAUCGACUACUUCGUACUUCUUGGGAUUUCCAUUCACGUGAUCACUACUGUACUGCUACGUACUCCGUCCGCCGUUAUUUGAUAGAUGGCCAUCAGCUGCACCUACAUGCGUAAGUACUCAUCUGCGUAAUGUAUCUCAAUUUUUGCCAUUAAAGGAGAUCUAUAACGGCUUGACUUUUCUGUUUGUUCGAAGGGAUAGAGAAAAAAGCUUGCUUGAUGACGACGGACGGCGACGUAGUUUCUCUUGUAGUGAUUUAUGUAGCACUAUGUGUAGAAGUGUCUAUGUCAUUGAGCCCGGAUGGCAUUUGGUUGCACUUAGCUGCUGUUUCAGCACGAGCAUCAUGUCUAAGUAAAAAUAGUAGUGACCCACUAGUAUGUCUAUUAAUAUUACAGUCAUAGCAUUGACCUACAAUUUGUACGUAUUAUAUAAGCAUCUGCCUCGGAACGUUCUCCAGUAGAACGGGAUGCAGGAAGAAGCGCCUUGAUGUUUUUCAAGCAAGAAGAUCAAAGGUCGCGAUGUUGAUAUAUAUUCAUGUUUAUACUGAAUUGCGUUAGUACCUCAAUGGGAUACGAAAUAAUGAACGGAAAUCGUCAUUAUUAUUUGGGAAAUAAUUUUUUAAGAAAAUAAACCUGGAUGCGUCGUAGCGCCCCUUGAUUUCAAGGAAGGCCACGGAAGAUCAAGAAACGACAGAUCAUCCACGAAAUUUGGUUUAUUGAUAGAACUAGAAAUGGCGCUGCAGUUGCUAGGUUUCUUCAA
Amoebophrya sp. A25 is the source of this 8679-nucleotide messenger RNA. NCBI's taxonomy places the organism in Eukaryota, Dinophyceae, Syndiniales, Amoebophryaceae. The record is from the annotation of a GenBank genome assembly.